Trichechus manatus latirostris (Florida manatee) is the source of this 4743-nucleotide messenger RNA. Its product is annotated as general transcription factor II-I repeat domain-containing protein 2B. NCBI's taxonomy places the organism in Eukaryota, Metazoa, Chordata, Mammalia, Sirenia, Trichechidae. The transcript has 16 exons. The record is from RefSeq and is a predicted model, not a curated record. Gene Ontology annotation, cellular component: nucleus. Bases 802 to 3984 code for a protein of 1060 amino acids.
UAAACGGGUUAGAAAAUUUUUUCCAGGUUCAAGUGAACAAACUUGAGUUUUAUAGGUGAAACACUCUUUAUUUUUGGUAACAAAAUAACAUAAUGCAAAUAUUUACAAACAUCCCAUUUUUAAAUGUUAAAAAAAAACUUUCUCAAUUCAUUGUUGCACUGUCAUCUUUAGCUUCAAGGGACAGAUUUAAUUUUUGACAGUGUUAUGACUAGGCAGCAUACCUCUGAUAGCCACUUACAAGGAAAAAAAUCAGCAAAUUUGGAACAGCUGUCUUUUUGCAAAUUAAAAUGUGUAUUAUUUAAAAGAUACGUAUUAACUUCAGGAUAGGUGUUCCUUCUAGGGAGGAAAAACAGAGAAAUGGAUGGUGCCUUUAAUUGUAUCUGUAAUAGUUUACUUCUGAAAAAUAUGAAGUAAUACAAAAUGUUAAAUCUGGGCAAUGAGUAAAUGGUUGGUAUAAUUCUAUUAAUUCUCUUUUUGACAUGUUUAAAAUAAAUGUCAUUUAACCAGAUUAAAUUGUACCAUUGUAAUAUGUAACGAUGGGCAGCUCUUGCUUGGCAUCAGAGACGUCACCGACCUCACUAAAUGUUCAGGACAUGCUGUUGCAGUUUAUAACAAAUAAUGUCUUUAAAGCAGAUUGAAUGGUAAUUCGACUUGUGACAUAACUGCUUUAAAGCUACAAACUGCAAGCGUGCAAAAAUAUUAAGUAAAAGAGUGAAACGAUAUCCACGUUUGGAGGCGGUAUCUAGGGGUGGGAAAAGACGUGUGCCAGCAACUCGUCAAAAACUAGAUCUCUAAUUAAGCAUGUCGGGAUUUCGGCGGAACGCGACUGAGCCUCAAAUUCAGCUCAACUGGAUUCGGCGUCACCGGAAACGGCAGCUCCCACUUGGGGCGCUGCGGACACACGCGCCAAGGCUGCAUUUCAGGAAGCAAACAAAAAAAAAAGGGAAAGAAAAAGGAGGAAUAGUGCGGCACAGGGGCCUCGGACGCCGCAUACGCACCGCGUCCCGCCUCUCCCCCGGCGCCGGGUUCCCGACCGCCGCCGAGCGGCCUACGACCGCGGCGGCCGCUCCCGACGGCCCAGCCCUCGGACCCUGCGGCCCGCCCGGCGUAGCCCGCAGGCGGGUGCCCUCAGGGAUCAUGGCCCAAGUAGCAAUGUCUACCUUGCCUAUGGGAGGUGAGGAGUCCUCGGACAGCAGGAUGGUGGUGACGUUCCUCAUGUCUGCUCUUGAGUCAAUGUGUAAGGAACUGGCCAAGUCCAAGGCUGAAGUGGCCUGCAUCGCAAUGUAUGAAACAGACGUGUUUGUCGUUGGGACCGAGAAAGGAUGCGCCUUUGUCAACGCCAGGACAGAUUUUCAGAAAGAUUUUGCAAAAUACUGCGUUGCCGAAGGACUGCAGGAGACGAAACCUCCCUACCCCGAGAACGGAAUGCAUGCCGACUCGGGAGAGACCGAAAUCCUCCGAAAAGCAGUCGAAGACCAUUUCUGCUUUUGUUACGGUAAAGCCUUGGGCACAACAGCAAUGGUACCUGUUCCAUAUGAGAAGAUGCUGAGAGACCAGUCGGCUGUGGUAGUGCAGGGGCUACCGGAAGGAGUUGCCUUUAAACACCCUGAGAAUUAUGAUCUUGCAACCCUGAAGUGGAUUUUGGAGAACAAAGCCAGGAUUUCAUUCAUCACAAAUAGACUUCUCCUGGACCCAGCAGAUCAGCUAGGUACUCAUGUGAUGGUGACAGAUGCUGAAAGAGCAGCCGUGUUGCCAGGUGAAAGCUGUGGCCCCAUCAAAGUGAAAACUGAACCCACAGAAGAGUCUGGAAUUUCACUGAAGGCAGCAGCUGUGUCAGUCAAGAAAGAAUCGGAAGAUCCUAAUUACUAUCAAUAUAAUUUGCAAGGAAGCCAUCAUUCUUCCUCGAGCAACGAAGUGAUAGAAAUGGAGUUACCCAUGGAAGAUUCUCCUCAGCCUGUCCCUUCAGAAACAAGCAAAGACGCUGAAGCCGAGGUGAAGAUUGAAGGAAGCACAAAUUCAUCCGGUAUUACAAAUUCUGCAGCAGGUGUUGAGGAUCUUAACAUCGUUCAGGUGGCAGUUCCAGAUAAUGAGAAGGAAAGAUUAUCAAGUGCUGAAAAGAUUAAACAGCUAAGAGAACAAGUCAAUGAGCUCUUUAGCCGAAAAUUUGGUGAGGCAAUUGGAGUCGAUUUCCCUGUGAAAGUUCCCUACAGAAAAAUCACAUUCAACCCUGGAUGCGUGGUGGUUGACGGCAUGCCCGCGGGGGUGGCAUUCAAAGCCCCCGGCUACCUGGAAAUCAGCUCCAUGAGGAGGAUCUUGGAUGCUGCCGAGUUUAUCAAAUUCACAGUCAUUCGACCGCUUCCAGGAGUUGAGCUUAGUAAUGUGGGAAAACGAAAGAUAGAUCAAGAGGGCCGAGUAUUUCAAGAAAAGUGGGAGAGAGCAUACUUCUUCGUGGAAGUGCAGAAUAUUCCUACAUGCUUAAUAUGCAAACAGAGCAUGUCUGUGUCAAAAGAAUACAACCUAAGACGCCAUUAUCAAACCAACCACAGUAAGCAUUUUGACCAGUAUACCGAGAAGAUGCGCGAUGAGAAGCUUCACGAGCUGAAGAAGGGACUCACAGAGUAUCUCUUAGGGUCAACAGAAAUUGUGUGUCCUGAGCAAAACCAAGUAUUUGCAAAUGUGAGUCCUGCAGAAAACGCUGUUGUGCAGCCUGUAGAAGACGUGGCUGGGAAUUUGUGGGAGAAGUUACGUGAGAAAAUCAAAUCGUUUGUGGCGUAUUCUAUUGCGAUCGAUGAGAUCACAGAUACUAACAAUACCACCCAGUUGGCCAUCUUCAUUCGUGGUGUCGAUGAGAAUUUUGAUGUGUCUGAAGAACUUUUGGAUACAGUGCCCAUGACAGGUACAAAAUCUGGAAAUGAGAUAUUUUUACGUGUUGAGAAAAGUCUGAAAAAGUUUAAUAUUGACUGGUCGAAAUUAGUAAGUGUGGCCUCAACCGGCACUCCUGCAAUGAUCAAUGUAAAUGACGGACUUGUUACAAAGCUGAAAUCCAAGGUGGCGAUGUCUUGCAAGGGCUCCAAUCUUAAGUCUGUUUGUUGCAUUAUUCACCAGGAAUCACUUUGUGCUCAAAAGUUGAAGAUGGACCACGUCAUGGAUGUGGUGGUUAACUCGGUGAACUGGAUAUGCUCCCGAGGACUGAACCACAGAGAGUUCACAACUUUGCUUUAUGAACUGGACAACCAAUACGGCAGCCUUUUGUACCACACAGAGAUUAAGUGGCUGAGUCGUGGGUUGGUGCUGAAGAGAUUUUUUGAAUCAUUGAAAGAAAUUGAGUCAUUCAUGUUAUCUAAAGGAAAACCUGUGCCUCAACUGAGCUCUAAAGAUUGGAUCAAAGACUUGGCUUUCUUGGUUGACAUGACAAUGCAUCUAAACACUUUGAACAUAUCUCUACAAGGGCACUCGCAAAUAGUUACACAAAUGUAUGACUUGAUUCGGGCAUUCGUCGCCAAACUGUGCCUUUGGGAAACUCACUUGGCCAGAAAUAACCUGGUCCACUUUCCCACCCUGAAGUCCGUUUCCAGAGAUGAGAGCGAUGGCCUGAACUACAUCCCCAAAAUUGCAGGAUUAAAGACUGAGUUCCAGAGAAGGUUGUCUGACUUCAAGCUCUAUGAAAGCGAGCUGACCCUGUUCAGCUCUCCUUUCUCCAUGAAGAUCGACAGUGUGCACGAAGAGCUUCAGAUGGAGAUUAUUGAUUUGCAGUGCAACACGGUACUGAAAACUAAGUAUGACAAGGUUGGAAUACCAGAAUUCUACAAAUACCUCUGGAGUAGCUACCCAAAAUAUAAACACCACUGUGCCAAGAUUCUGUCCAUGUUCGGGAGUACCUACAUUUGUGAACAGCUGUUUUCUAUCAUGAAACUGAGUAAGACUAAGUAUCACUCCCAGCUAAAGGAUUCACAGUGGGACUCUGUCCUGCACAUCGCAUCGUAAUGAAGGGAAACCUUGACUGGAACCCUCUAGUCGUAAGGGAUUGUGAGAUGAGAAAAUGAGUAACUAUUUCUGGUUUUCAGUGUUUUCCCUUUUGAAUUAGAAAUAUAAUUUGCAGUAUCACACCUGUUUGUAUGACAUUUUAUGCUUCACCAUAGUUCAGUAAAACCAGGAAAGUUUUAUUGUGUUUCUAGCAGUUGAUUUUUCUUAUGUCUGGCUUGUUUCCUUCAUUUACCUUACCUGCUGAUCCUGGAGUUGGCAUCUCGAAGUUAAAAUCAACAGAGAAGUAGAGACAGAUGUGUGUAUUCAUUUAGGGGUGUAUGUGCACACAGAUUUAUUACCACCACCCCCAUUUGCAUGAUAGACCUGCUGCAACAUCGCGUUACCCCACAUGGUCUAACGCGCUUCCAAGUUCACGCCUGAGGAGGAUCACUUAGAGAUGUAUCCAUGCGCUCUGGUAUUUCUGUAUUAUCUGUCUCUUCCUCCAGCUUAAAAUAGAAAACCCCAAAACAAAUAACAUAGACGAUAAAAGACAAAAUAAAUUGAAGUUUUCUUUUUUCUGAUGUUUUAAUUUGAAAUAAUUUCAAAUUUACAGAAAAGUUGCAAAAAUAGAAGGAACAUUAUGUUCUGCUACCCAGAUUUUUAUAUUAACAUUUUACUGCUGUGCUUUAUGAUUUGUUCGCCCUCUCACUCGUCUCUUUCUCAUAGACAGACAGACAGAUAGAUGAUAGAUAGAUACAUAGAUGAUAAUAGCUAGAUGAU